AUGGCCUCUGAAGCACCACCCUAUCCACGAUUUGAGCCCGGUGAUCACGAUGCUUUCAUGGAGCUCGCCAUCGAGGAAGCCAAAAAGUCACAACCAGAUCCGGGCAAGUUUGCCGUCGGGGCCGUGCUCGUCGACGCCGACACGGGCCAGGUCCUCUCCUCGGGGUUCUACCUAGAGUACCCCGACGACUACCUGGGCGACGUUGGCUCGACCCACGCCGAAAGGUCCUGCUUCAUCAAGAUCGCUAAAGCAUACGGUAUCCCUGAAGACCGCAUCCACAAGGUGCUGCCACCCAAUACUGCCGUUUAUACGACCUUGGAGCCGUGCAGCGCGAGGCCCAGCGGCGACACGCCCUGCAUCAGUCGCAUUUUGGGGCUCCGGAGCGUCGUCAAGACGGUCUACGUGGGUAUCAGAACGCCAGGGGCAUCCCCUGCGCGCGACUAUGGGAAGGAGGCCCUGGAAGCGGGCGGUGUAAGCGUCAUCUAUCCAUCUGAACACCUGAAAGACAGGAUAACAGAGGUCUCCAUGGCUGGGGGAACCAAGGCUUGA
Gaeumannomyces tritici R3-111a-1 is the source of this 549-nucleotide messenger RNA. RefSeq lists its product as hypothetical. The record is from RefSeq and is a predicted model, not a curated record. Gene Ontology annotation, molecular function: catalytic activity. The coding region runs from base 1 to 549 and encodes 182 amino acids. NCBI's taxonomy places the organism in Eukaryota, Fungi, Ascomycota, Sordariomycetes, Magnaporthales, Magnaporthaceae. The transcript has a single exon.